GACCCAGGCAGACAGGCUCCAGAGUUGGGGCUCUCAGCGCCUCUGUGCACAACAACGUGGAUCAUUAUGGGUGUUGCCCCUGGCAAACUGAGCUCUCAACACCCCCCCCCCCCCAGGCCUCCCUCCUUCCGAGAGAGUGGGGAGCAGGGAAGGAAGGAGCAGAUGAUGGCUAACACAUCCACAUCAGCGCUGAAUCCAGAUCCCCCAGUUGGUGGCUGAAGUCCGGCAGAGCGCCCCAGCCCACUCCAGGGGAAAAGGGGGGGGGGGCAAGUCUACGAUGCUGAGAGGGGUGGCCAGAGCGCCGCCCCCAGGAGGGGAGGGAGGGGUGGCGGGGUUGAGGGGUGCCCAGCUGCCAUCCCCGCCGCCUCCUGGCCCCCACUCGCUGGCGCCCAAGUGGGAGGACGGCAGCUGCCCGCUCCCUCCUCCCCACGUCCCCGCUACCUGCCCAGUCCCCGAAGCGAAGCGUGAGGAGGCUGCGAGCCAGCGGGGCCGAGCCCACAACUUUGCAGCCUCGGGGAGCGUGAGAGCCGGCGUCCGGGGCUCCUCUUGUCCGCGACCCGAGCUCGGAAUGUAAUCGAGGAUGCUGGCCCUGAGGCUGCUCAACGUGGUGGCCCCCGCCUACUUCCUGUGCAUCUCCCUGGUGACCUUCGUGCUGCAGCUCUUCCUCUUCCUGCCCAGCAUGCGCCAGGACCCCUCGGCCGCCUGGCUCUUCUCUCCCGCGCUGCUCCACGGGGCGCUCUUCCUGUUCCUCUCAACCAAUGCCCUGGGCAAUUACGUCCUGGUCAUCCAGAACUCCCCGGACGACCUGGACGCCUGCCAGGGGCCCUCGACCAGGAGGGCCCCGUGCCCCCCGCCCAGCACCCACUUCUGCCGCGUGUGCGCCAGAGUCACCCUGAGGCACGAUCAUCACUGUUUCUUCACCGGCAACUGCAUCGGCGGCAGGAACAUGCGCAACUUCGUCUUGUUCUGCCUCUACACCUCCCUUGCCUGCCUCUACUCCAUGGUGGCCGGGGUGGCCUACAUCUCAGCAGUCCUUUCCAUCUCCUUCGCCCACCCCCUGGCCUUCCUCACGCUCCUUCCCACCUCCAUCAGCCAGUUCUUCUCCGGAGCUGUCCUCGGUUCUGAAAUGUUCGUCAUCCUCAUGCUCUACCUCUGGUUUGCUAUCGGCCUGGCCUGCGCGGGCUUCUGCUGCCAUCAGCUGCUGUUGAUCCUCAGGGGGCAAACCCGCCACCAGGUGCGGAAGGGGGUGGCGGUGAGGGCCCGGCCCUGGCGCAAGAACUUACAGGAGGUCUUCGGGAAGAGGUGGCUGCUGGGCCUGCUGGUCCCCAUGUUCAAUGUUGGAGGUGAGAGCUCCAAGCAGCGUGACAAAUAGCAGGCAUUCCCAUCAUUUCUGUGUGUGUGUCUUAACUCCUCCUGAACAUAAGACCGUGGCACUCUUGUCUCCGCCCAUGACCCAAUACAACCUUGAGCCAGUAAGGUCCUAGCAUCCACCCCUGGUCUGUGACAUAUAGAGAACAGCGUUGGCUGGUGGAUUGUGGCGAGAAGGAAAAAUGGCCACUCAGGCAUUGCUAGGCUCCCAAGAGCCAGCCAACUGCUAGGAGGCCUCUGCUUUUGUUCCUUCCCCCUUGGAGCCCCUGCUUUCCCCCUCUGCCGGGCUCAUCCACUCUCUCCCAUGUCUCAUGUCAUCACUGCUAUUGGCUAGAGCUCUUCCUCUCAGACCCAUGUUAGGAUGGAGAGUGGAUUCUUGCUGUUGGUAUGAUGCUCCCAGGACCUAGAGGUAGGCAAAAAUGUUUAAAAUUACCAUGUGUGAGAGAUAGCCAAGUCAGCUCUGCCAACUGCUAGGGAGGUUGAAACAGGAGGGGUGUGUUCUUAUUCUCUCUGUGGAUUUGUGAGCAGUGGAAGGGAAACUCAGGAGCUUACUGCCCCACCCCCAAGUUGCAAAGCCUUUUCUCUGGGAGACAGCAGCCAAUGGCCUGGAUUUUCUAGGUGCUGUGUCUGUCCAUCUUGCCCCAUAUGGCCACCCCAGCCCAGUCUGGGACCUGCCUUGAUGCUUCCUUUCCUUGGCACUCUUGUAGCUUUCCCUCUGCUGUCUAGUCUUUGGGGUCUUUGUUAGAUGUUGGGAAGGCAAGAAAGAAGGAAGAAGGAAAGGAGAAAUACCGAUAAGUGGGAGAAGCAUGUGGCUGCAUGACCAUACAGAAGGGGACGUGUGCAUGUGUGUGUGUGUGGGGGGGGGGUGGUGGUGGUGGUGAGGAGUGUUGUGAAAUUAGAAAAUGCUUAGAGGAGGGGAGGAGAGAGGUCACACAGAGGUUGGGCACUGGGAUAUUUGGGAGAUGAGAAUGAGAGGGGCAAAUGGGCUCAUUUCUGAAGGACAUUCUAGCAUCUAAAGCUGUUCAGUAUUUGAAAAGCUGCCUGGGGAAGUAAAGAGUGUCCCACUGGAGGUAUUCCAGCAGGGACUGGUCAGUCAUCUGGCAGGCAUGCUGUGGAAAGAAUUUCUGCACAGGGUCAGGAAAGGGAAGAUCCUUUCCCACCCCCAAGAGUCUUGUGUCCUCUUUGUGACUGCCAGGUCCAGAGGCAAGAUCUGUAGAGAUGCCUGUGAAGUAUUUGCUUUCACGAAGCAGGAAGAAGGCAUGGAAGGGUCUGAAAAAUCAUAAUGCAAACCUUCAGGACCCUACUUUGCCACUGAGGAGGGGUCUCUGGUGAGACAGGACAGACUGGGUGUUAAUGCUAGCCGAGGGGGUUGGCAUUUGAGGAAAGGGAGAUGGAGCAGUGUCAGGGGCAGGUAGGGGCCAUAGCGGGAGAGCAAGGCUGGAAGGUCAGGCAGUUGUGAGGCCAGCCUUGGUUAUCUAAUUGGCUCUGGAUGGGGGCACUGCUCUGUGUUCUGGGGCCCAGAAGAUCAAACCUCUGGGGCAUAUUUGGGAGUGGGGACAACACAAGUGCCCCUUCUGACUGGAUCCCAAGGCCAGUCUACCACCCGUGCAGGCAGCAGAGCUGAAGCCCACACCCUACAGUGUCCAGCUGGCGGCCACAGGCACCCCAAGCAUUGUCACACAACACUAUGAGUUCUUGAGCAGAGCUCAGGAGCACUUUACCUUGGUCCUGCGUUCAUGCCCCCUACAGGGCUAAUGUAGUAAUGGCACCACUGGCUCACACUCCCUCCCAUUUUCAUUCAUUCAUGCAUCCUACAUAUAUUUCUUGAGUGCCAACUCUGUGCCAAGUCUCUUCCGGGCACCGGUAUACAAUGAUGAACAAGGCACACUUGUUGUAAUGAGCACUGGGUGUUAUAUGUAAGUGAUGAAUCACUAGAUUCUAAUCCUGAAACUAAUAUUACACUAUAUGUUAACUAACUGGAAUUUAAAUAAACACUUGAAACAAACAAAAAUGAUGAGCAAGACAAUAAAAUCUCUGCCAUCAGGGGCAUCUUGUCCCUGCCUCCACCCACUGAAUCCCACCCCUUGGAAAAUGGUUACUCUGCCAUCUUGGUGUCAGCAGGGCAGGUCACUUGGAGGGGAAGGAUAUUGCAGAGAAGGCUGAAGAGGAGCCCGGGCUGGCUGGAUGAAGAAAUCAUUGGGGAGCAUCUUUACCCCCUACUUCUGGCCAUACUGCAAAAGUGGGAGUGGAAGGGGAGGGAAGAGAUUCCCUGGGCAAUCCAGACCUUGGCUCUUCCCUGACUGCAGAGCUCAAGCUUGGAAGCUAGCCAUGCCAUUCCCAGCCUCCUGGAGGCUCAGCACUGUAAGACUUGACAUGGGGAGAGGAACUAAAAGGGAGACCUGCAGGAGUCGGCUUCUGGCCGAUUGGUCAGUGGGUGGUGACGGGGGGGGGGGGUUGCCAGGUGUGGGACUUGAGUAGCAUUUGUACACAUGUCCCUGUAUUGUUGAUGAAGAACAUCAAUAAAACAUGUGGUGUUAAA
This is a messenger RNA of Leopardus geoffroyi (Geoffroy's cat), 3907 nucleotides long. RefSeq names its product zinc finger DHHC-type palmitoyltransferase 22 (gene ZDHHC22). NCBI's taxonomy places the organism in Eukaryota, Metazoa, Chordata, Mammalia, Carnivora, Felidae. Gene Ontology annotation, molecular function: palmitoyltransferase activity. Gene Ontology annotation, biological process: protein palmitoylation. The transcript is spliced from 3 exons. The record is from RefSeq and is a predicted model, not a curated record. Bases 581 to 1372 code for a protein of 263 amino acids. Gene Ontology annotation, cellular component: Golgi apparatus.